AUUCAGAGUGAAGAAUGUUGACGUCUGGCGUUCACACAGUGAGUGCAAGAACCUUGGAGCCUAAUGAGGAAAUUUCAUCUUCUGCUUAAAAAUGAUUCAACAAGACCUCUUCCUUAUUCGCCGUGUCUCUAUAUAUUUAUCUCUAUAAUAAAUAAAAACUACAACAUUGAACUGGAUCUGAUGUAAUCUUUGAAGAAACUACUUUAUGUCUAUUUAAUAAUUUAGUCCUAAUUUUAACACAUUUUCCUGUAAAUGUUUGCAUUAUUGAUCCAGUCCAGUGGAUUACUGUUGCACAUUAAAGACACAUUCUCAUGGAGAUAGGAGUUUUUUUUCUGGUUAAAUUGUUUCAUAUUAAAAGGGAGUGUGGCCUUCAUUAGUUCUGUGAAUGUUGAGUUAGUUCUGGUUUCAGUUUGUACUUCUGUUUUUCCUUUGCCACUUUGACCACAGGAACUUUUUUUUAUUGUACAGAUGUGCUGCAGAGGUGCGUUAACUCCUGUGAUGCUUUCACAUGCAGAGCAUGUACUGAAACUAUAAAUAAUUGAAGCUUUUUUGUUAUUCUAAUAACUCUGAAUGUCACAGGGACCUUUAUCCCUGUAGUUUUGUACUUAAAUGGGAAUUUAUUUUGUUAUUAAAAAGUAUUUAAGCAAUGUUUUCUUAAAGCUUAAAGUGAUUUUGAAAAUGUAAAAAUCGGAUGCAACAGAAAUAAAUUCAUAACUCUGAGGUUUAAUGGUGGCUGGUGGAGCUGAAAUGACAUAGACCUUAAAAAUACAUCUCAUCUUUUUAAAUCCACACUUGUUUUUCUAAACCAUAAAAAUGAUUCAUUUUCUCCAACAGCUACAGACAUGUGAGAAACAUUCUUCUCUGUGAAGUUGCACCAACAAAAGGAGAAGUGACUUUUGGGAAACUGUCUGAACUGCUGUCAUUUAUGGAGGCAAAAUGUCUCAGAACUUAUAAAUUACUUCCAAUUUUGUUACUGGAGAGCCGUUGACUUCUCCUCUAACUUCUCCAAAUGUUUGCAAACUGAUAAGCUCUGUGUCAUAAACAGAUGAAGCAAAUUAUCCUUUAACCAGUCACAAAGCAAGUCUUCAGAGGUCUGUGGGUGCUUUUUGUUCCAUUAUGUCCACUGGUGAGCAGAAAGCAUUUCACAUGUUGCUUCGGCAUCUCAUCUGACACAUUUUAGUGGCUUUAGUUGUCAAAAAGAUCUGUUUACAUCCUCAAACUGUUGCAACGUGUGUUACUCAGCUGUGUUAAUCAUUCUCUUCCUCAUCACAACUGCAGAAAAAAAUGUCAAGUCAAAAGUAGGAAGUUAACUGUCAGUUCAUCUGUGUAGAGCUGUUUGAGUUCAGUCCAGGGGGGAAAAGCAGCAACUGUGAGAGAAUGAGCGAGACUCCCGAUCAGAUCGGCCACAUUUAAACGGUGAGAGAAUAAACGAGAAGGAAGGAGAGUGAAGAUGGAUCAGGAAAGCACUUUCGCCCGGGUGGAGAGGACUCUGUGGACGGUCUGGUGUUAUUUCACCGAAGCUGUGAACAGAUUCAUCAGAACGCAGGAAGCUGGUCCCAGCAGCAGUGACCCGGCUGACGGUGAGCCUCCAGACUCCGAACACACACAGGACAACACAGAAGAUUCCCAUGGAGGAGGAAUCAGUGAGGUGCAACUUCUUCCCUCCAUCUCUCUGCUCAGCUCAUCUGCAUCAGUUGUUGCCUGGACAGUUGGCACAAGCGACUCUAAGUCUGAGGAAGGAGACACACAGAAAAGAAGAGGCCAUGAGAGCAAAGGCUCUGAUGGCGGUAAAGCCACCAGACAGGAACACGUCGACCAAACAGGAAAUGACCGAGCACAGCUGCUGGUUAUUGAAAAGGAAACAACAAAUCAACUCAAACGAGAAGAAACUGAGAAUGAAGAAUCCUACACUAGUGAACGAGUCAAAGUGACCAGUGAAGAUAACCAGGUUACAGGAGAUAAUGGAGAUGUUCUGGAUGAAGAGAAAAGUGAAGGAGUUUGCACCAGAACAGCAGAGGAGGUCCGCGUGAUCACAGGGGAGGAAGGAGAAGAGGAGAAUAGUGCAGAAGAGUUGAACACUUGCAUGUUUCAGGUGAGCUCUGAAGCUGGAUUUCAGCCUUCAAUCUGUGAUGGUGAUGAUGUCAUUGUUAUUAGACAAGAGGUUGGGGGUGAAGAUGAUCAGACAGAGGAUGAGACAGCUCAGAUGGAGGAAGAAGACAUCAAUGAGGUUGCAAACAAUCAGACGAAAGGAGAAGAGGAAAAACAGGAAAACAGCAGCAGAAUGACCACAGAUGGCUAUGACGAGGCAACUCUAUCAACUCACUGCAGCGAGGACGCCGUGCAGACAACACAAGAAAACGCAGAGAAGUUCGUAGAUAAAGGAGAGAAAGUGGUGGUCACUGUUACACGCAGCACCUCUCUCUCAGAUGUGAGUGCAGCAGGAACGAAUCUAGAUCAAAUCAUUGUUGAUGAAGGUGAGAUGGACGUGGAGAGGCUCUCCGGGAAAGUCCACAACAAAGAGAGCCGCUGGGAAAAUGACUGUGCCACCUCCUUGGUUACAGUAAAACCCGAAGGACUGAAGACUGAACAGGAAGCAAGCAGAGAGUCCAAAAAUAUUCCCCAGGUUGCAAUCGAAGGCCAGGAUCCUGCGCUGAACGAAACGAUUCCCAAAGCAUGCGAGGAAACACAAGAGGGGGUUCCUGAGCACAACAAUGAGCUCGGGUCAGAUGAAAACAAAACACAAAGCUUCUUGGAGAGAGGAAAUUAUGGGGAAAUCCGCAACAGUCAAUUACCAGAAGAGGUGGAGAAGGAGGAACAGGCGAGCCUUAAAAACAGUGGCAUGGGAGCAGACUAUUUACUGGAGGAGGAACAAGAUUUAGCUGUGGAGGAGCUCACUGGAAAUCUGCACUUUGCACAAGAAACAGAGGAACCCCCCGUCGGAGUGGGAAACCUGGAGUGCAAGGAGGAAGAGGUUGAGUGUCUGGACACCUCAAUGAAGACGGAGAUCAAACCUUCAGACAAGGACGAGACCUGCAGCAACUCAGUAGAUGAGACAAACAAAGAUCUGCAAGAAGCUGCAGAACUUGGAAAUAACCAAGAUGAAACAUCAAAUUCCCUCGAGGUGAAUGUAGAAAUGACAGAGACACACUUCUGUCAAGAAUCCAUGAAAUCCAUCGAACCCAGCGGUGAUGAGAGCUUUAGUUUAGCAAAGGAAAUCCCUGAUUCUGGGGUUUUGCAACUAAUUGAAUCUAAGUUAUCUGAUGACAGCGCUGUAGAAACUCAAUCCGUUGGGGCUGACACUGAGGAAAGAGAUUACACUGAUGAAGCGGAGGAAGAAAUCUGUGUUACAGGAGAGGAGCUUAUAAUCAGUCAGGAAGACAAAGAAACACCCCUGACUGAACAGUCGGAGUCAUCUCCAAAUCCUGAGGCACAGGCGACAAUAACUCAACCUUCUGUCGAAACAGACCAGGAAGAUAAGAUCGAGACAAUAACGGACACUGAUGCUGUUGAGUCAGGGGCAACAGAAUCCAAAGAUCUUCCUGCAAUGCCAGUGGAGGACACAGAACAUCCAUCCCAACCAGAGGAGCAGCACGACCAAGACACGAGCAGCUCAAUCAGAGGACAAGAAGAUGUCAUCGAUGAGGAAAUCCUAGACUUGUGGAUAGAGGCGGCAAUGUCCAACGAUUCCAGCCAAGAGGAAGAGCCUCAAACUGACACAAUGAAAGACCAGAUGGAGGAAGAGUUGUGUGAAAUGUUACCAGAGGAGUCCGAGCAGAUGCCUUCAUCAGUCAGUUCCACAGAAAAGUCUUUGUCAAAUUUAGACUCUGGAUUUUUGGACCAGUCUUCUGUUGAUGUUCAGACCCCGAAACCUGAAGAUACUGGAUCACUUGAAGAUGUGCGUGACACCCUGGCUACUGUGUCAGAAUCAGCCAGUUCCUCUGAACUUUCAGAAGAUAAUUCUGAAUCUCGAGCUGUCAUGAAAGAGGAAACAGGGGAAUCUGUAGAGUCUUUUCUGAGAGGGAAGGAGUCAGCCAGAGGGACCGAACAAAUGGAUUCACAGGAGGAAAAUCAGCUCACUGAGAAACCUGAGACAGCAGGAGAGGAAAACUCAUCUGGGACGGAGGCUGAGACGAAGGCAAGGGGGAGGGACACUGAAGAAGGAGAUGAAAUGUCACUGGUUGAAGGCAUUGAUCAAAAUGAAGAAAAGAUGUUUGGAAUAGCAGUCGAACUCCGAGUUACUGAACCCAGGCUGACUUUGUUAGAGGAGACAGCAUUUUGGACAGAGCUUUGUUCUGGAUCUGAGGACAAGCAGCGUUCAGAGGAUGCACCAGACCACAGAUGGUCCUUACCCGCACUGAGCAGAGGUCAUGUGGCAGCAAGGCAGACAGCAUCAGAGGAUCAGAGUCAGCUAGACGCGCCGGUGCUGGACAUCACAGUGCAGAAGUCACGCAUUGCUGUCAAAAACCCCAAAGCGAGGCCCCCUAAAAACCCCCGCUCCCUGAUACACAAGCCUUCAGCUGAGCCAGCUCCCUCCACUCAUGUGCUGGUCAAAGAUCCUCCCUCUGUGCCUUUAGGUGGAUUGGGGAUUGGGAUCAAACUACCUGGGUUUGGAGCAGGUCUUCCUGUUUUAAAGAAGACUCAAACAUCUGUGGAAGUUGAGAAUAGCCAGGAUACUCAGAUACAGGAACCUGAAACGCAAACAGAAGAGAAAAGUGAGGGUGUGAAACCAAAGUGGAAGCCACCAGGACAUCCAGGAUUUGGAAUUCCACUUAUGUCUGAACUUAAGACCAAACUAAAGAAAACGCCCAAAGAGUGAAAAAUAUUGUUUUGUUUUUUAAACAAAUCCUGUAAAUAUUUUGAUAUAUUAAAAAUUAUUAUCUUCACUUUUAUUCAGCAGAGAACAAUAAUAAGAUCUCUAUCUUUUUUAAUGCUUACCUUUUAUAAUAAAACAUUAUC
Messenger RNA from Nothobranchius furzeri (turquoise killifish), 4956 nucleotides. RefSeq names its product enolase-phosphatase E1. The record is from RefSeq and is a predicted model, not a curated record. NCBI's taxonomy places the organism in Eukaryota, Metazoa, Chordata, Actinopteri, Cyprinodontiformes, Nothobranchiidae.